CCUCUCGAAACAUUAAAAACGAUGGACUGCAUCUGAUUGAGUCGCUGACGAUCCCCGGGGGGCCGAUAGAGCGCAAUCAUCCAAAAAGAUAGAUAAUAGCUGAGACAUGAUAAAAGACUCAGUGAAAAACAUGGAAGAGGGGGGACGGCAGCACGAAAGACAAGUGGGUGCCGGUUAAAAGGGAGACACACGGGCUUUCAUGAGGAUCCGCGAUCGACGGACAUCAGUCGGACUCGAAGCACGAGUGGACGAUUGCCAUCAGAGAAAACAAAGAAUUAUCAAAUCUCGUCGUGAUGAUUUCGUGACGAAUUCUGUGUGUUUAUCGGGGUGAUUCUCCCUCGUGAACUGGAUUACGGUGGUGUUACGGAAAUUUAAACUCGGAGAAGGAGGGAUUUCACUGUAAUAACGCGGAAACAUGUCGAAGAAGCAAUGGAUGGUACUGCUGAUGCUGUUCCUGACCUACCUUCUUCUUGGUGCCUCGAUAUUUUAUCACAUCGAGAGCAGAUUGGAGGUUGAGAAGGUCCAGGCGGCCAGACAGGAACGUGUGGAAAUUAAUGCUCUCCUUCAUGCUCACUAUAUGCCAGAAUCCACAGAAGACCAACACGAGAUUCUCGAGAAGCUCACAGUCUACUGCGGCAAAUCGGUCUACAAUUAUAGUGAGAACGAGGAGGACCCAUUGAAAUGGGACUUCUACAACAGCUUCUACUUCGCCUACACUGUCGUCAGCACCAUCGGAUAUGGAAAUCUAGCUCCAACGAAUUCCCUCAGCAGAAUCCUCAUGAUCUUCUACGGUCUCAUUGGCAUCCCAAUGAACGGUAUUCUCCUUGCGCAACUCGGCGAGUUUUUCUCCAUAGUAUUCAUCCGAGCCCACCAAAAAUACAAAUCCUACAAGCAGCACCAUCAGGACGAGUGCAAGAAAAAAUUGACUCCCCUGGAGAAACGAAAAGCUGGUCUAGCUGUGCAGAUUCUCAUGUACCUGGCACCUGGUUUCGUUAUGUUCAUAUUUUUCCCCGCAUUCCUAUUCUCUUAUUACGAAGGAUGGUCGUACGACGAGGCUGUCUAUUACGCAUUCGUCACACUGACUACCAUCGGAUUCGGGGAUUACGUUGCUGGUCAAGACAACACAAAAGGCAGCGGUGUUUUGUUCAUCAUGUACAAAUCCUUCCUCAUUGCCUGGAUAUCCUUCGGCCUCGGCUACGUCGUCAUGAUAAUGGCCUUCAUAACAAGAGGAAUGAGAAGCAAGAGGAUAGUCCGUCUCGAGCAUAAAUUAGCCAUGAAUUUGAAACAAACUCAGAGUAAAAUAUGGAGUGAGUUCAACAAGGAGGUCGGCUACCUCAGGCGUGUGUUCAACGAGCUGCAGUUGUCCAAAGUCAAGAGAGUUUACGUGGAUGAGUAUGACUAUGAGAUGCCACCGGCUAAGUUGAUGAGGAGUAAUAGUUUUCCGGAUCUCCGGGAGCUUGUUAUUGGGGGGUUGGCUCCACCAACUCCACCGCAUCCGAGACGAAGGGCUAAUAGCGAAGUUGUGCCAUUGGAGCCCGUAGUCCCCCGAGUAGUCUCGGAAACGGAUCUCCAGCGAAUCGACAAGACUGCGACAUUCGCGACGCACGCGAUGGUGCAACCAGCGGAGCUCCUGGCGCGCCUGGUGAACAUCCUCGGUUACAUCCCCCCGCCCCCGGACGACGACGAGCAGAGCCCCGACUGCGACGCCCGCUCCGGCGUCGAGUGUUUCAGCGACAAAGAGAUCCUCUCCAACGAGUGUAAAUUCGGUAUCGAGAGAUCCCCCUGCGGCAAGCCCCGUUCCCGAGCGGUGAGUGAGGUGCGCCUGGACCCCAAGUUCGACCCGAGCGCCAGCAGAAAUCAGGAGUGGACGUGGUCGGGUCCGGCAGCCUCCAGGAAGAUCCAGGAGCUCAUCAGGGCUCGUCGAAACGACGCAAAAACGAAGGAAAAAGAGAGAGAAAAAGAAAAAGAGUGCAAAUCCAUCUUCCCAGCGCUUCCGAAAUCCGUUCCUCUCCCCAAAUGGAUAAAACAACUGUCGACUAAGAAAGACCCGAGACCGAGCAACUCAGCCUCAGCCGGGGAACUCGACACAGACGACGAGAACUACCUCUCCAACAUGAACCCCCUGCCCUCGUCCUCCAACUACUUCACUCACACGGGGGCGAACCUGCCCUCGUCCCUGGGAGGCAGCAACCUCCUGGAGGAGACCUCCCUAGCGGACUUCCUCCGGGCCUUAACGGCUCUCCACACGAGGGUCGGAGCGGUCCCGGAGGACUACAUCAAAAAGCCCCAGAGAAAAAUGGGAACAGCGUCCCUGACCCCGCCGAAACUCCCCAGCUUGCUGACCCUGUUCUCACCCCCUGGCUCCCUCCCUCAGAGCAAUCAGACGACUGUCACCUCGGACCCUGCUGGGAGGCGGCUCUCGUUGAGGCCUGACACCUCCGGCAACUCGACACCAAGCUACAACCGGCGCAGCAGUGCAGCCCCCGGGGUCAAAGGUAGAACAAGAAGAUUCUCUCUCCGUCCGGUGGCGACGCCCCUGGGGCCGACGCCGCAGGCGUCUCCCUACCUGGGGCACCCGAAGCCCUUCCCAAGUCCUCCACCCGCAUACAGCGCAGACCCCCCCUUCGAGAGUCCCAAGGAGCCCCUGGUGCAGAUGGAGGGCGCGCCAGGGUCCUCGUCCCCAGUGGCGUCCUCAGGGCAUCGCAGGUUUUCCCUGAGACCAGCGCAGUUGGACACCCCCCCAGGUCCGGCGACGCCCCAGGCCUCCAGGGCGAUGCCCAGGUGGCGAGCUGGGAUGCUGCAGAGACAAAUCAACCAGUUGCACCUCCAGAAGAGGGUCCGAGCGUUCAGCCUGAGCGACGUGAACACCGAAGGGAUGAAAAGUGGUGAGAAGAGCAUUGCGAUCAGUCCCCUGGCCCUGGAGCCCUCUGUCAAGACGAAUCCGGGAAAGGGGUCGACCCAGAAGACGGUCACCAUCGUGUCCCCAAGCAGGGAAGGCAGGGGGAAGACGAGCGACGUCAAGCAGGGGAGACCGGGGUUCCUGAGGGCGAUCUCCGCCUCGAGUAAUCCCUUCACUUCAGGAGUAACGAAUCCCUUUUUCGAUGGAGACGAGAGGGACAAAAAGAGAGGGGAUUUGGGGGCUGAAGAGGAGUCGAAUGACCAGAGGACAGUGUUCGAGGCCCUGAGGGACGUCAAGACCAUCGGGACUGCCCCUGCAGAGGCCGAGGCUCGAGCUUCCAGCGUAGAACUAGUGGAGACGGUUUCCAGACGUGAGGACGAACUCGGGGUGCAUCAGGAUGAGGCGCAUCCUGAGGAGAUUGGAGGUGAAAAUGUGGGGGCGACUGAGAGAGAUGAUCGGACUGAUAAAACGAGAAAAAUCUCGGUUGUGUCGAUCGGAUCCUGGGGGGAGGCGAAGAGGGGGGGCAGGAAGGUGUCGACUGUGUCUGAACACAGCACUGGGGAGUCCUCGUCGAGCAGCAGGAAAACUUCCUCUGGGAGGAGUCCUGGGGAUAAGCCGAGGGUUUCCAUUGACUCUUACAAACCACUUCUGGAAGUCAAGAUUGAUAAGCCGAGUGAGAAUGUCUUCGAGAGGUAUCAGAGGGCUUCCAUGCAGAGCUCCUCGGAUGGGGAUUCACUGCAGGAAGUUAAGGUUGUGGGGGCGAAGGAGAGUAAGGUGUCUUUGGAGAGGGAUAAGGGUCCUGCAGAGUCCACGAGUUAAUUUAGGGCAGAGAAAUGAAAAUUCAGUGGCGAAUUGGCGAAAUUUUUCAAGAUGAGUUUUUGGGAGUUGAGUCUUCAGUUUCAGUGGUUUUUCGUCGAUUUAUACGUAAUUUUUAAAGGAUACUGUGAUAGUACCUGUAAUUUUCGAGUAUUUUAGGGAUUACGUGCACAAAAAAAUUUAUAGAAAAAUCGCACUCGCUGGAAAUUCUAUGGAAUUUCUGUUGGAAAUUCUAUCAGGUUUUCGACAAUCUAUUGAGAAAUUCCACUGCUCUUCUGUGUUUUUUCAAUAGAUAAGUAUUUUAUAAAAAAAAACUAAUAGAAUUUGAUAUUUCUUUACAAUUUAUUCGGAAUUUGGAAAAAUCUGGCGUAGAAAUUUCUAUGCAUAAUAUC
Molecule: messenger RNA, 4107 nt
Organism: Diachasma alloeum
Lineage: Eukaryota; Metazoa; Arthropoda; Insecta; Hymenoptera; Braconidae
Gene: Ork1
Product: open rectifier potassium channel protein 1
Exons: 7
Coding region: 416-3718 (1100 amino acids)
Biological process (GO): stabilization of membrane potential; potassium ion transmembrane transport
Cellular component (GO): membrane
Molecular function (GO): potassium ion leak channel activity
Source: RefSeq, a predicted model, not a curated record